AUGUCGAUACGGAGAUAUCUUUCCUACGCUUGCCUUUCCACCGCGGCCGCAGCGGGCACGCGGUUCGGUAACAUCAUCUUCCCGGAUGCGGAUCCAGACUACGCCGUAGAGUUCGGCGUCCUGGCCGACAGCCUCGACCGUCCCAACGCCACGGGACGAUACCCAAUCGCCGGACCCAAUGCGACAGUGGCCUACCCAGGCAGCAUGAUGGACGGAUGGGAGAUCGAGAUGGACGUGUCAGCCAGCAUGCCGACCGCACAUGGAGGCGACAAAUUCAUUGCAGCCGCUGGCAUCAAACUUCACCCACCAGCCGAGCUGGUCCAGCAAGACAGUAAUGGCGUGCAGCAUCUCAACGCCGACGCAGACUCGUGGUUUGGAUGUGUCAACGUCUUUGGCGCCGGCGGCAUCUCGGGUGACAAUGGCAAUGGCAUGUGCUCGGGGCUACUAAGCGACACGUGUAUAGACAAUAUUAAGAGGCUGUUUGCGGAAGCACCGCAGCUGGCUGCCGGUGGGCAGUGCGUCUCGCUCUGGAAUAUGACUGACGCCGAGGCUUCCGGAUGCCCGUUCCCUAGCGACGAGUAUACGUCGGGCUUUGGCUUUGGGGACGACCUGCUCGUCGGACACGAGAUUGCGUACAUCUCGGAUGCAAUGGAUUCCCCCAGCGACCAGUCGGGCUACGACAGGUUUGCCUCGACCACGUAUCCCGUCAUCAUUACCUGGGGCCACACGGACGGAGCCGGUGAUGAGAUGGUGGCGGAGGACCACAUCACAGUGGCCUGUGUUCGAGCCAAUGUUACCACUCCGGGCAGCCAAACGCCCAACACGAGUAAUGGUAUUAAAUUGAGCCCUCGCGGCGUGGCAAUCACCAUCCUGGGCUUUGUAUUUGCUUUGUUAGUUUAG
This is a messenger RNA of Pestalotiopsis fici W106-1, 900 nucleotides long. RefSeq lists its product as uncharacterized. NCBI's taxonomy places the organism in Eukaryota, Fungi, Ascomycota, Sordariomycetes, Amphisphaeriales, Sporocadaceae. The transcript has a single exon. The coding region runs from base 1 to 900 and encodes 299 amino acids. The record is from RefSeq and is a predicted model, not a curated record.